Salvia splendens (bonfire salvia) is the source of this 1177-nucleotide messenger RNA. RefSeq lists its product as uncharacterized. Bases 142 to 945 code for a protein of 267 amino acids. The record is from RefSeq and is a predicted model, not a curated record. NCBI's taxonomy places the organism in Eukaryota, Viridiplantae, Streptophyta, Magnoliopsida, Lamiales, Lamiaceae. The transcript has 2 exons.
CUAGACAUGGGUGAUGUUUUGCAUUAAUACGAGUGGUUGAUAAGUGUCAAUCAAAUUCAAUCACACCCUCCUACUUAUAGAUGUGGGUGUGCAUCGCCGUGAUUAACCUCACCAUACAAACACAAUACAAAUCGGACAACUAUGGCUAUACCUCCACAAGCAGACUUCUUCUAUACGGGAAAAUGGUCUCCGGCAUGCGAUGAUGCGUUGGUGGACUGCCUCAUCAUGCUGAAGGAGGAACGGGAUGUGACGAAAAACAUUUACCCUGCGUGGUUCAUCCUUACGGCGUGCGAUUGGAUCAAGAACAAAGUAAGUGUUGUGUUCUCCGAGCUAGAGCUGACUGAUCGGAUAGAAAUGUUGCGGAAGCGGUAUUACACUUUCAAAGCAGUCCUCCGGCUCCGAGGUGCGUACUGGAACCCCCAGCUGAAAGCGGUCGUAGCACCACAAGAGUCGUGGGAUAACAUGCUUAAGAUGAACACAUUUGCGGGUGCUUACUACUAUGAGGAAGAACCGAUUUGGGCACGUCUCGCGUGUGUGUUUGGGUUCGACGAUAUAAAGGUAGAGGGACAACAUGAUGUGGUCGUCAUCUCCGACAACACCGAAGAGCUAGGUGCACACGAAGUCACUGUCCAAGCUGAUGCCGGUGGGGAAGAGGAGGUGAACUCUCCUAGGGUGUUCCCUGGACCGAAGGUGCGGCGGAAGUUGUUUGAGGCUGACCUACUGCCCAAUGAUCGAGAGUCAAGCAACGAGUCCGGGAUAUAUUUCAUCGACUUAACAUCAGACGGGCAGCUGCGGACAAGGGAAGAGAAGGGCAGGAUUCUAUAUCAACCAACCAAACCGUCUGGUGAUGGUUCUGGGCCUUCACACGUGAAGUCCCCCCGUGCAAGUUCUUGCGGCUCUAACUCCCCGAUGAAGAUGUCUAACCAGAUACGAGGCCGUCCAUGACAGGGCACCACAACAAGGUCGUUUUGAUAUCUUCCACGCUAGUCGUUCUAAUGAAGGUUAUAUAUUAUGGUUAUUUUGCAGGUUUAUUUCCCGGAAUUGGAACUAUGUAUGUAGUAAGGAAGACCUUUUGGGCAGUGUUGUAUGGCAAAAUAUUGUACAAAUCGAUGCCAUUGUGGUGGGUGUAGACGUUUUGUGAUGUGGUGUAUGAAAUAUAACCAUUGCAAUCACCCUA